GCCAUUUUAGUUUCGUAAUUUGAUUGAUUUGUUGGCUUUUACGGACGACUGCGAUAGUUUCUCUGUGAAUAAAUGAAAAAAUGAUCCGGCUCUAAACGAUUUUCACUGUGUGAUAUUCUUGCUAGCUUAUGAAGAUUUAGUUGAUUACCUAGAUUUAACAGCGUAAUCCUUGGGAAAGGCUAAAUUUCCCUUUCAAUAUGUCAGCCCACGAGCAAAUGAGGGCAAUGUUAGACCAACUGAUGGGCACCGCUCGCAAUGGUGAAACCGACAGACAUGGUGUCAAAUUUUACGAUGAUGCUGUGUGCAAAUCGUUUUUAUUACAAUGUUGUCCUCAUGAAAUUCUAUCCUCCACGCGUAUGGAUUUAGGUGAGUGUCCUAAAAUACAUGAUUUGGCUCUACGGGCGGAUUAUGAAUUAGCUUCAAAAACCAAAGACUAUUUCUACGAUAUUGAUGCAACAGAACAUUUAGAGGCAUUUAUAGCUGAUUGUGACCGCCGAACUACAGCAGCCAAACAGCGCCUUGCUGAAACACAGGAAGAACUAUCAGCUGAAGUGACUGAGAAGGCAAAUGCUGUGCAUGAGUUGGCUGAACAGAUUGGUCAGAAGCUAGCUCGGGCUGAAGCACUUGGAGAGGAGGGCAUGGUAGAAGAAAGUGUCAAACUCAUGGGAGAGAUUGAUGAGCUCCGUAAAAAGAAGGCAGUAGCUGAACAAGAAUACCGUAAUUCUAUGCCAGCUUCCUCAUAUCAACAACAAAAAUUACGAGUUUGUGAAGUGUGUUCUGCAUACUUGGGUAUACACGACAAUGACAGACGUUUAGCAGAUCAUUUUGGAGGCAAACUUCAUUUGGGCUUUAUUACCAUUCGAGAGAAACUAGCUGAAUUAAAGAAAACUGUUGACAAGCGACGUGAAGAGCGUGGUGCUUCAGAGCGUGAACGCUCAAGUGGCCGUCGGCACUACGUCGGCGGACGCGAGUUGGAUCGGCGAGCACGGCGCCACCGCGAGUCUGCGCGGGACCGCGACCGCAACAAGGAAGACCGUGAUCGUGACCGUAAGGACAGGGACCGUAGAGACGGUGACAGAGACCGAGACCGCAGACGCAGUCGGUCACGGAGUAGAAGCAAGCGUGACGGCUCCCGCGAGCGUUCUCGUGGUCGCGAUCGGGAUCGUGAACGCGAACGUGACUCGCGCCGCAGCCGCUCACAUCGUUCCUCUUCAAAAGAACGCAGACGCGAUUAGCAACAGAUACAACACAGAAUCAUUUAGGAAUAUUAUUAUAAUUAAUAGCCUGCUUCCUAUCUCAAACCUACCAUGUGGUUGAAUAAAAUCCACAUUUUAUUAUAUUCUACAAUAGAAUUUUCUCAUGCGUAAAUAGAUUUUUUCUUUAUCUCACAAUAACGUAUUUUAAUAAAACUUAAUAUCCUGUCGUAAUAUAUGCUAACAUUAUAUGGAUUGAGCAUGACGAAUUCUCAAAAGUCAGAAAUUUAUUAUUUUAGAAACCUAAGAAUUGCGUUUUCAUCACCUAUAGCUAUUAAUGUAGUUAUUUUCUGCAGAUUUUAGAAAACUGAAACAUAUGUUGUCAAUAUGGUGUAAUUAUAUUUUUACUAUCUAGUGACAAUAUAUUUUAUUGAUAGCAUGAAUAUUUAUGUUGACUAUAUUUAUAACUAGCACUGCCGACAGAGGAGCAAUGUAUUGUAACGCCUAAGUUUCAUUUCGACUGACGAUGUUUGUGACUAAAACUUCCAGUCUGUGUAUAUGUAAUAUUGUUUGAACGAUCCUGUAUUAUUUGAUGUGUGAUCAUAAAAAUGUAGAAAUAUUUGUCAUUGAACUAUAAAUAGGCCAGUGUAGUUAGCUUCAAAAAUUCCAAAACGUUGGAACAGUAGGAAAUGGAAUAUUUUUUGCCAUUUAACUUAUUCUUUGAUAGGAGCAAUGCUUUCUACCGGCUUUCCAUCCGUUAGUCGAUGGGAUCGCCUGUGUCUCAUUAUUUUUUUCUAUUUUAUUCAGUUCUAGUUUUCGUACUGUUCUUAAUUAUUGUAUAAGCUAUUUGCCCCUGGCCUUUGUGUAGUAAGAACUGAUUUGCAGGAUCGUUCAAUUAUUAGUAUAGGCUAUAUUAUAUAAAAACGUUUUAUUUUAGUUCUAAGUACCUAUGUAAGACUUGCUAGGUUUUAAUAUAAAAUUUAAUUUUGAAUACUGUAAUAAUAUUACAAUUUCUGUCUGUAUAGACUUAGUUUGUUUGCGCUAGUUAAAUAUUGGGAUGAAGAUAUUUUAGUAGUUACAGAGAUGAUAUUAAGCCAAAAUAUCAGAAGCAAGUCAGACAUUACAAUCAUUAUACACGAAGACAUGAUGUAACAUGUAGUUUAGUGCUUUUCGUUUGUUAAAAUUAAAAAUCAUUGAAUAAUA
Molecule: messenger RNA, 2396 nt
Organism: Spodoptera frugiperda (fall armyworm)
Lineage: Eukaryota; Metazoa; Arthropoda; Insecta; Lepidoptera; Noctuidae
Product: putative RNA-binding protein Luc7-like 2
Exons: 7
Coding region: 198-1235 (345 amino acids)
Biological process (GO): mRNA splice site recognition
Cellular component (GO): U1 snRNP; U2-type prespliceosome
Molecular function (GO): mRNA binding
Source: RefSeq, a predicted model, not a curated record